CCCUGGAGAGGAGCGGUACACAAAUUCCACACGAGACGAGGGGAGAAGCGAGAAAAUCCAAGGUCGGAGGGGCAGAAAAGGCAGUUCGGAGGGGAAGAAAUGGGGUUCAAGAUAAAAUUCAAGAACCUACUGCGCGCCGCGGGAAGCAGCCGAUACGGCAGCGGCGGCGGCGGCGCCACCGGCGAGGCUGCACCGACGACGCCACCACGGGUUCCGCUCGCACCACCGCCCGCGUCGCCCACCUCGCCGUCCCCGCUUCAGGCGCCACGACCCCCUCCGCGUCCCGCCGGCAAGGACACGGAUGAAGGACCGGAUGAUGAGGAUUGGCAGGAGGUGGCAGAUGAUGAGGAUGAAGGACCGGAUGAUGAGAAUUCGCAGGAGGUGGCAGACGAUGAGGAUGAAGUACCAGAUGAUGAGAAAAGCUACACUUUGUUGUUCAUGAGCGGUCAAAGCAAAAACCUCCCACAUGAUAUUCUUCGGCAUGACUCAGUGCCGCUCAACCAAAAUGAAUAUUUUUUCGCAGCGCAAAAACUGGAAGCAACUUCUGGAUGGCAAGCGAACAUACCUCCGACCACCAAGGGGGCACCAUGUUCUCAGUGAUGUUUUCAAGUGUCCGGAUACUCGUAAAGCUGCAUUAGGACGCCAGAAACGACUCUCGCGUUUGGUUGAGAAACAUUCAAAGAAUUUCUUCAAGGAAAAGAUCAAGAUUCUCUGUCAGCAUUAUGCGCACUUCAGAAGAACUCGUGGAGAUGGCAGCUGUUUCUACAGGGCAUUCUUAUUCUCCUACUUGGAAAACCUUGGAUUAAUGCAAGAUAGUCAAGCUGAAGUUACUCGUCUAAUGGAACAUGUGGCUAUGUCCAGAGAGAAUUUCUGUCGUCUGAAAUGGGAUAAAGCAUACUUCUUAAAUCCUGAAGAAUACUUUUCAAGUGUUGUUUCUGAGUUCAGUCAUUUGGUCAACUCAGUUGCGAAUGGUCUGAGUUCUAGUGAGCUGUACAAUAGAAGUAUACAAGAGAUCGUGCCACUCAGGAUUAUUUCUUUGCUAAGAUUGCUGGCAGAGACUGAGAUCCGAUCACGAGAAGACGAUUACAAAUCACUUCUCCCAAAAGAAAUGGAUGCCCUUACGUAUUGCUGCAAGGAGCUGCGUCCUCUGGAUGUUGAAGCCGAGGUGCUACCAAUGAGGGCUCUAACAUAUGCGCUUGGCAUUCCGUUGCGUGUCGAAACUGUGGGCGAAGGUUCGAAUUGUGGAAUUCAAGUGGAGCGCCUUGAUUUAUUCCCCCGAUCGGAAUCGGGGAAGGGUCCUCUUCAUUUGGUACAAAGCUACUGGUCAUCCAUCACAACCCCUGGACCACAGGAUAUCGGAAGGGGCAACUUGUUAUCAUCUGACGGCACACCUUUGCUGACAUUGUUGUGUAGGCCUAGGCACUGUGACAUUCUUUAUCGCAGUGAACAAAACUAAGUGUAGAAAUAUCACUUCCUGUAGCCUACCUGGCAAGAAAAAUACUAGAUGAUGGUGUAGAAAUCUAGUGAUACUAUGGGCUUUCUUUUAUUGGCAUCUGCUCUCACAGUACUUGUGAUUAAUCUUUGAGCAAAAGCCAAAAGCUGCUUCAUUGGCUUGUACAUGGUGUGUUUUUCUUGAUGUUGUCCACAACUGCUUCUGUAUUUGGUGGUAUGCUAGUCGUUUUUUA
Molecule: messenger RNA, 1685 nt
Organism: Triticum aestivum (bread wheat)
Lineage: Eukaryota; Viridiplantae; Streptophyta; Magnoliopsida; Poales; Poaceae
Product: ubiquitin thioesterase OTUB2
Exons: 11
Coding region: 467-1456 (329 amino acids)
Biological process (GO): protein K48-linked deubiquitination
Cellular component (GO): nucleus
Molecular function (GO): ubiquitin binding; cysteine-type deubiquitinase activity
Source: RefSeq, a predicted model, not a curated record